AUGAGCGGAAGAGACAGCGCCUACGAGUUGAACCUGUGCAAGUUGAUUAUUCGAUUCCAAGGAAAUCCUGCUGUAAGAAGUUGGCACACCGAUUCUCCGAUGUCUCUCAAUCAGUUGGCGAAGCACAGCUAUCAGCCGUUCUUAAUCAUGUUUAGCAUUCCUGCGGUCUUCUUUAUGGCCUUGGAAUAUGGCUUCAUGACUGCCUGCACGACGGUGCCGGUGACCACACACUCCUCGGUCAUGACCUUGCCCCCUUACAAUUCCGGCUCAGCCCAAAUUGGAUUAAUGGGACUUCCGCCAUUCAUUGGGACUAGCCUGGGGACUAUCAUAUGUAGUCCAUUGAGUGAUUCGAUUGCUCUUCAGCUUCCGAAGAGAAACGGUAGGGUUUUUGAGCCUGAGAUGUGCCUCUGGCUCUGCUCAGUGUUCCUCCCUCUGGUUCCAGCAGGCCUAUUCAUGUUUGGAAUUGGUUUAUAUAACGGUUCUCAUUGGCUUCUGCCCGCGUUUGGACUUGGCAUCAAUGCUUUUGGUGUUGUCCCAGCGAGCAGUGCUGCGCUUAUUUAUCUCACCGAUGCAUAUACAGAUCAUUUUAUCAGGAGAUCUAGCGAGUUCAUCUCGAUCAUUAACAGUGUUCUGCAGAUAAUCGCGGACUCAGUCGUCGGGGUUACAUUUAUUCGCAAUCUGAUUUCUACAAUCUUUGUUUUUGCCCUGUCAGCAUGGGUUGCUCGUGUUGGGCUGACUUGGUUUUACGUGACCUUCGGCUUGAUUGUCAUGCUGAUCAUGCUUGGCAACAUCAUUUUCAUUUACUUUGGCAAGGCCUUCAGAGUUCGUGUUGCCGGCAGGUAUCGCUAUUUCAGUGCGCAGAAAUGGGGCGCAGAUACGCUGAGAAACCAACACCUCGUUAAUAGUAGCUGA
Messenger RNA from Penicillium canariense, 912 nucleotides. RefSeq names its product Major facilitator superfamily domain general substrate transporter. The transcript has 2 exons. Gene Ontology annotation, biological process: transmembrane transport. Lineage: Eukaryota; Fungi; Ascomycota; Eurotiomycetes; Eurotiales; Aspergillaceae. The record is from RefSeq and is a predicted model, not a curated record. Gene Ontology annotation, molecular function: transmembrane transporter activity. The coding region runs from base 1 to 912 and encodes 303 amino acids.